Molecule: messenger RNA, 1828 nt
Organism: Malaclemys terrapin pileata
Lineage: Eukaryota; Metazoa; Chordata; Testudines; Emydidae
Gene: SOCS2
Product: suppressor of cytokine signaling 2
Exons: 4
Coding region: 648-1310 (220 amino acids)
Biological process (GO): phosphatidylinositol phosphate biosynthetic process; intracellular signal transduction
Cellular component (GO): phosphatidylinositol 3-kinase complex
Molecular function (GO): 1-phosphatidylinositol-3-kinase regulator activity
Source: RefSeq, a predicted model, not a curated record
GGAGGCCUCCCCCGGCCCCUAGCCCGGGCCAGAGGGGUCGGUGUUGUACCCCAGCCGGGUGUGUCUCCUCCCUGCCGUGCGCGAUGGGAGGGACGGCUGCUGGGGCUGCUCCACGCCUGGCGACGGCGGCUCCGGCCCGGCUCCCCUUCAGCGCGGAGGCGCCAGAGCUGGCGCUGUCACAUGAUGCGGUUCCUGGAAAGUUCCUGGAAAGCAGCCUGUGCAGUCACCAGCUCGGAGAGGCGGGGGGCGCCCUGGGCUAAAUACGUGCCCGCGUCUCCGUGCUGCCGGGGGGUGGCCCGCUGUCCCGGCGGCUCGAGCCCGCUCCCCUAGCAGAGGCCUGGGCGGUGCGGGCGAGAGGGGCUCCCCGUCUGCCUCCCGCUUCCGCGCGCGGCUCGCCCAGCGAACAAGAGCAACCUGCUCGGCCCCCACGGGCAGGGCUCCGGGGGCCGGCCCCCACCUGGCUUCUCCUUGUCUCCAAGUCCCCCGCCCGGCUACUGACCCAGGGACGCUGGUGAGGCGAAGGCUGCGGCGGGCAAGGAGCUGGGGCCAUGUCCGAGCGGCGCUGAGAACCGGGCGCCGCGGGGCUGGAGCGGAGCCCCCCGUCCUUCCCGGGCUGUGACCGGCGGGUGACUUCUGCCUCCCCCCAAAUGACCCUGCGCUCUUCCGAGUCCUCGGAUGGCGCGGAGCGGGCCGGGACCGAGUGGCGGGGUCCCGGGGCUGAGGUGACCGAGAGGGCGGCGGCGGAGCGCCUGGUCGCGGCCAUGGAGGAGCUGAGGCGGGCAGGGUGGUACUGGGGCAGUAUGAAUGUUGCUGAAGCCAAAGAGAGAUUACAAGAUACUCCUGAAGGUACUUUCUUGGUUAGAGACAGCUCCCAUUCAGAGUAUCUACUGACUAUCUCCGUAAAAACAUCAGCUGGACCAACCAAUCUGCGUAUCGAGUAUCAAGACGGCAAAUUCAGACUGGACUCCAUCAUAUGUGUCAGAUCUCGGCUUAAACAAUUUGAUAGUGUGGUCCAUCUGAUUGAAUACUACGUUCUUACAUGCAAGGAUAGAAAAACUGGGCCUGAAACUUCAUCAAAUGGAAUAGUGCAUCUUUAUUUGAACAAACCUCUCUAUACUUCAAUUCCAUCUCUGCAACAUCACUGUAGAAUAACUAUAAACAAAUGUACAAAUAAGAUCUUGGAACUGCCUUUACCAACAAGAUUAAAAGAGUACUUGAAAGAGUAUCAAUACCAGCUGAAACCUUUUCCGUCGGUGCAUCUUCCACACCGGGACAGAGACUUUCCCAGAUUAGAAGGUGGAAAAAGAUGACUUGGGAAGACAUGUUUAAUGAGUUAAGGUGCACCUCCAAAAGUGACAAGAUAGAGCUCAGAGCAUGGAGGAUUACACUGUCCAAGAACCUGGACAUGGAGAGGGAGAACAGGAGAGUAUGCAGGGAACAAGACCGUGCCACACAGGAAGAGAUGCUGUGGAUUAUAAAGGAACAGAUAUGUUGAGGCAUCUAGUUGAGGUUCAAGAAAGGCAGCUGGAUGCUAGAGUCCCUCUGCAGCCUAUGCUGAGCCUGCUGCUAUAAUCGCCCAGUUCUACAUCCUCCUCCCUAAAACAUCCUAUGAGGUGGGGGAGUUCGGUAUCCCUUUCACUCCACACCAGGAGAGGGUACAAGGACCAGAAGGUGCCCAUUCCCACACCUUUGAUUGUUACUGCAGUGCAUCUGUAAACCAGCUUUCCUUGUUUCUCCCCCCACAGUGUUAACCUGGGCCAAAAGGGCUGAUAUUUUACUUUUCUUUGCUGUCUCUGGGUGUUUGUGUACAUAAUAAAACUCAACAGAU